AUAAAGCGCACUGUGGUAGAGACGUCUGCUUACAAACACCAUUAUAGUCAUCUUUGGGAAUCCAGUAGUUGCUCGGCCGAGCUCAUCCCGGGAGCCGCGCCGUCUGUACCUGUCUUGUCUCGUCGGCGGUAGAUAUGGCCGGGUCGCUGCAGGCUGUGGUGCUGCUCUCUCUGGCAACUGUGACCACAGUAUCUGCUGAGAGCCUCCUGUGGCACGACGAGUUCGACACGCUGAAUCUGAGCGUCUGGAAUCACCUCGUGACUGCCUGGAGAGGCGGUAACAAGGAGUUCGAGUAUUAUCGGAACAACAGAAAAAACAGUUUCGUCAAAGAUGGAGUCUUGUACAUUAGGCCGACCCUCACAGCUGACGAAUAUGGAGAAGACGUUUUAUACAACGGUGCUAUCAGAGAACCAGGCUGUAACAGAGAACCCUGUGUGUCGUACGCUGAUGAAGACAUUGUCUUGCCUGUCCAGUCCGCAAGGAUACGAACAAUCAACAGCUUCUCUUUCUUGUAUGGCCGUGUUGAAGUUCGAGCUAAGCUGCCCAGAGGCGACUGGCUGUGGCCAGCAAUUUGGCUGAAGCCCAGAAAGGACGAGUAUGGCUCGUGGCCGGCGUCUGGUGAGAUCGACAUAAUGGAAGCACGUGCGAACAAGAAGCUGACGAACGCUGCUGGUGUCUCCCAGGGCAUCGACAGAGUUGGGGCGACUUUGCACUUUGGACUUAAUUCGUCGUACAACGUCUGGAGGCCCACUCACUGGGAAAUGAACAUAGCAGAGUCUGGCCGUGAUUUCGCAGACGAUUUCCAUGUGUUCGGUCUAGAAUGGACUGCAGAUCAUCUGAACUUCACUGUUGACGGCAAGCGAAUUGGGUCAAGAGGGGUUCCUCCUGGUGGGUUUUGGAAAUUAGGCGGUUUCGAUAAGAUUCCUUCAGCCCGCAAUAUCUGGAAAGAUGGAAAACCCAUGGCUCCUUUUGACAAAAAGUUUUUCAUAAUUCUGAACGUGGCUGUUGGAGGAAAUUUCUUCCCAGACGGUUGGUACAACUCUCCUCAUCCUAAACCUUGGACCUCAAGUUCGCCGUAUCCAAUGCGAGAUUUCUGGGAACAUAGAGACUGGUGGCUACCAACAUGGGAUGAAGAAGACAGGUCUUUGAGAGUCGAUUAUGUGCGAGUGUAUUGUUACGAAUGCAAGUAAACAGCAAAUACUUUCCCCCCAUUUCGCCAGCUUGAGUAUUACUUUCGGAUUCCCAUUUGUUCAGUUCCAGUGUCUGGGACUACACUCGGGAUUUUCAAAAUUAUGUAGAACAUAUCAUGAACAUUAAUAAUUUCUCUUUUGUUAUCCCGUGUGCAGUGGAUAAACAGCUACUGUCAAAUUCUGGCUAUUGCUCUGGCUAGGAGUAUCACGUGACAAUAAACUAUGAAGCCAAUAACUUCGUCCGAAGUCAGAUUUGAAUUACGUAGAUUUUUUCAUAUGUAAUGUUGUUUCUUGCAAAUGUUAUCCAUUGACCAUGCACCACAGUAUAACAUGUGCUGUACUAGUCAUGUAUGGGCUACUGGAGAAAAUUUAUACUGGAAUAAGUAUUUCGUAACCAUGGUAACUGCUGACUCUUAGCAAUGAAGCCAAUAAUUUCAGAAGGAAGAAAAACAUUGUACAAUACAGAAUAAAUAUACCAGACAUUUUGUUGUUAAAAUGUGUGUAAUAAAUAUGUUUGUUGCAAUUUA
This is a messenger RNA of Zootermopsis nevadensis, 1717 nucleotides long. RefSeq names its product beta-1,3-glucan-binding protein. The record is from RefSeq and is a predicted model, not a curated record. Lineage: Eukaryota; Metazoa; Arthropoda; Insecta; Blattodea; Termopsidae. Gene Ontology annotation, biological process: carbohydrate metabolic process. Gene Ontology annotation, molecular function: hydrolase activity, hydrolyzing O-glycosyl compounds.